AUGAAUUUUAUGUUUGAUAGUGAUUUUAUAGACGUUGUACAUCAUCAAAAGCAAUCAUCAUCAUCAUCAUCGUCGUCGUCAUCGUCGUCAUCGGAUGAUCAACAACAACAAGAACAACAGGAAGAUAUAAUAAUUGGUGGAUACCCAAUUAAUAAAUAUUUUAAUUCACCAUUCUUUAAAUACCCACCACAGAAAAUGACAUGUUUACCACACAAAGAUCAUUAUAUUGUUAAUAGACAAUUAAAAUUAGAGAAAAAGGUAAAUACAUACAACUUUACCACGAGCAACAAGAUUUUUGGCCACGAGGACAAGACAAUCCCAAAUUUACCUCCAUCAUUUAAAUUGAUGGCACCACUCUACCAAUUACCAAAAGAAGAACAAUUAGGUCAAACUUCUCUAAUCCCACAUGGUUUAAGUUUAUUUAGUUCAAAUUUACAAGGAUUAAUUAAUCAAAAAAUAAUGAGUAGAAAAAAUAUUGAAUUAGAUUCUGUUGAAAAAUACAAGGAUUUAAUAGUUGUACAGAAUGAACCAAGAAUCUUGGAGAGAUUCAAAACUGUAGAGGAGAUUAAUAAUUUUGCAUGGUUAAAUGAUGAGGAAUUUGGUAGACAGAGACUGCAGGGAAUUAAUGGUGGACAAUUGUGCAAGUUGACACGUAGCAUGUGGAAUGAAAGAUCGUACGACAAGAUAUUCGAUAUUAGCAAGUCUAGACCUAUCAUGGACGACAUUACACGCAACCCAACUGGAUUCAGUUUCAAUGAACUGUUGGACAAGGGCUACUUGUUUGUCAUUGACUAUGGUAUGUUGGGUGACCAAGAGUACUUUGACAAUGCCCUAAAGUUUGAUAGAUACGUGUCGUCGCCAGUCGCCAUAUUCUUUGUCGACGAGCAUCGUGCUGGAAAGUUGUAUCCGUUGGCCAUCAAGAUACUCAAGAAUGACCCAGAGUCGCCUUGGACCGACAAUACCUUUAUCAACCGUCUCAAGCGCAACAACAUGCUCGACAGUGACUCGGUCUCUGACGGUGCCGCUGCCUAUUCGUCCUAUUCACCACUCGCCAACUACCAUUUCAGAGACGAUGGUUUGCGUGUCUACAACGCCAUCUACCAACUCGUGCACAAUGUACUGUCGGUGUUUUACCAAGUCGAGCAAGACGUUGACAAGGACUUUGAGCUACACGCUUGGAUCAAGGAACUGACCAGCGAACGUGGCGGUCAAAUCAAAGGCCUGUUUAGUGCCACCGUCCUUGAAAGUGGCGGCUACAAGUUCAAGGACAUUGUCGAGUUGGUGACCGACAUUAUGUUUCGUUUAACCGUAGAGCAUUCCAUUGGCAACCAUGGCCAAUGGGACAUGUAUGGCUUUACACCCAACGUACCCGGUGCCCUUUACAUGGACCCACGUAAAAUCCGAUUGCCCGGUACCCACAUUUCACUUGAAACCAUUGUCGGCGCACUGCCACCCGUCCACGAGUCACUCAGCCAAAUCACCAUCACCCAUCUCCUCUCCAACACCGACACUGGUCUUCCAUCACUAGCCGAUGUCUCGUACCAAUUCGAACGACUACACGAUGCCAAACUCAAUCGUGCCAUCUCCUCCUUCCGAUCACAAUUACAAUCCAUCUCGAAUGACAUUGAAAUUCGAAACUCUUCCGUUUUCACACCCUACAGUUAUAUUGAUCCAAAGAAAACAACAAUGUCAUUAAAUGCAGAUAUAUCACAAGAAGAUCCUGAACAAUUGUUUAGGGUUUUAGAAGUGAUAGGACAAGGAUCAUUUGGAGUUGUAUGCACAUGUGUCAAUACAGUCACCAACAAUAUUGUAGCUAUAAAGUUUCUAGAGAUGGAGCCCGAUGAAAACAAUCAGAGUUUGAAAAGAGAAAUCACCAUUCUAAAGGAGACGUCAGAGUGUCCAUGCAUUGUACAGUACCACGGUUGCUAUCUCAAGGACAGCAAUCUGAUGAUCGUCAUGGAGUAUUGUGACGGUGGCUCCGUCCUCGAUAUCAUGCAAAUGUGUCAAAGAAAAUUAACAGAGAACCAAAUAGCAGCCAUUCUACACAACGUCAUAGAGGGUUUGAUCUACCUCCACUCCAACAAAAUAUUACAUCGAGAUGUAAAGGCUGGUAACGUCUUGUUGACUCGAAAAGGAAAGGGAAAGUUAAGUGAUUUUGGUGUCUCUGCUAUUCUUGUAAAUACUGGUAUGAAACAAAAAACAGUAGUUGGUUCACCAUAUUGGAUGAGUCCAGAAGUAAUUUCAACACCAAAGGGAUCGUCUGGAUACGAUUUCAAAGCAGAUAUAUGGUCAUUGGGUAUUACAGCCAUUGAGAUGGCAGAUGGCAAGCCCCCACAUUUUAAUAUGAACCCAAUUAAAGUCAUUUUUGUAAUUCCUCUUCGUAAUCCACCAACAUUUGAAAAGCCAAGCGAUUGGUCACCCGAGUUUAACGAUUUUAUCUCGGUAUGUCUCAACAAGGAGGCCGACAAGAGACCAACGGCCACCGAACUUCUCAACCAUCCAUUCAUCCAGAGAGGCAAAAAUAACACAACCCAAAUCAUUUCAGAGUUGGUCGAGGAAUGUAUUCCCGUCAUGGAAGAGUAUAGAAGAAAAAAAGCAGAAGAAGAAGAGGCUGAUGACGGCGACACUUCCAACUCGGCCGGUGUCAAGCAAGGCACUCUUUUGCGUAUCAACACAAUUACCAACCGUGCAACCGUCGAAAACGAUGAAGAAGAUGGUGGCAAUGGUGGAACUUUUAUUCACCACUCGGACGACGAAGACAAUGGCAAUGGUGGAACCGUCAUCUUUUCCGAUACUGUCAAGGGCGGUUCCGUUGUAUUUAGAGGUUCAUUAGCAGAUAAAUUUUCAAAAGCAAAUAUAAAUAGUGAUGAUUAUGAUGAAGAGGAUGAAGAGGAGGAUGAAGAAGAAGAGGAUGAAGAUGAAGAAGGAAGUUAUGAUACAGGUUCAGUUAUUUAUACAAAAGAACAAUUGGACUCCCUAAGACAACAAUAA
Cavenderia fasciculata is the source of this 2991-nucleotide messenger RNA. It is a transcript of the gene dst4, whose product is annotated as putative protein serine/threonine kinase. Gene Ontology annotation, cellular component: cytoplasm. Lineage: Eukaryota; Evosea; Eumycetozoa; Acytosteliales; Cavenderiaceae. Bases 1 to 2991 code for a protein of 996 amino acids. Gene Ontology annotation, biological process: intracellular signal transduction; regulation of MAPK cascade; protein phosphorylation. The record is from RefSeq and is a predicted model, not a curated record. Gene Ontology annotation, molecular function: ATP binding; protein serine/threonine kinase activity; oxidoreductase activity, acting on single donors with incorporation of molecular oxygen, incorporation of two atoms of oxygen. The transcript is spliced from 6 exons.